Molecule: messenger RNA, 801 nt
Organism: Belonocnema kinseyi
Lineage: Eukaryota; Metazoa; Arthropoda; Insecta; Hymenoptera; Cynipidae
Exons: 6
Coding region: 83-733 (216 amino acids)
Source: RefSeq, a predicted model, not a curated record
AGAUCGUUUAGUUCCUUCAAACUUUCACUUGAUAUUUUCCUUCCUUGCUCUCAUAAUAAAUACUUACAUCGUGAUCAAAGUAAUGAUUCAGUUUACUAUAAAAGGAGGCCAGCCUAUUUUAGGAGUUACAGAACAAGCAAAGGUAAUCCUAAAUUACACUACCAUGCUAGUGAACGUUCUCGUGACAAUGUUUACCCGGGAACGGUUCGUCGAAGUCUGGAGUAUGAUUCAAGACUUUGAUUACGACACGAAUGAGCUAGGGUUCCCGCAAAUGGAAAAUGGAAUCAAAUUGAGGGUGUGGGGAAUAUUGCUGCUAAAUGUAUUGAUUUGGUUCUCCGGUAUAGUUUUUAUAAUUGGAUUAAGGUUUAAACAUUUAAAUAAAAUUGUCAGCUUCUGCAGUCCUAAUGAAACUGGCUUUCAACGAAAGCCACAGAUAGAUUCAAAAGUGGUAGAAAAAUUCUAUGGUGAUCUUAUAACUGCUAGCAGAAAAUUAAAUUCUAUAUAUUCAUGGUCACUAUUGCUUUGGCUGUUCAACGUCUCUUCUCAUACAGUCAGUAAUACAUAUUUCAUCAUUACUGCUUUCAUGGAUCAUGAUUUCGAGAUGCUUAUUCAAUUGUGCUUGGCGGGUUGGUUUCUAGCUUACGUGACGCAACUUAUAGUGUUACAUGUUGCUUGUGAUUUUGCUUGCUCGCAGUUCUUUUUCAGGCCAACCGCAUGGGCUAUAUUUUAUUAAACUGGCGACGUUGGCAAACUUACCAUAAUAAAACGGAGUUUGAAUCGACAUUACACUUGAUGAAUCAC